This is a messenger RNA of Aedes aegypti (yellow fever mosquito), 2656 nucleotides long. RefSeq names its product synaptotagmin-4 (gene Syt4). The transcript has 3 exons. Gene Ontology annotation, cellular component: axon; synapse; membrane. Gene Ontology annotation, molecular function: calcium-dependent phospholipid binding; clathrin binding; SNARE binding. The record is from RefSeq and is a predicted model, not a curated record. Gene Ontology annotation, biological process: vesicle fusion; calcium-ion regulated exocytosis; regulation of calcium ion-dependent exocytosis. Bases 455 to 1840 code for a protein of 461 amino acids. NCBI's taxonomy places the organism in Eukaryota, Metazoa, Arthropoda, Insecta, Diptera, Culicidae.
AAAAGCUAAGCUCCAUCAUUCGGUAUCGAACGGUAUCAAUGACCAGUUUGUUGCAGUGACGACGGUCGGGAGCAAUACAUUUCUCCAUAGUUUGUUAUCCGGUUGGUGUAACAGUGAGAAAAAUCUGCUUUGCAGAUUUAUCUGAACGUGGAUUGUUCGAUUUCCACUUAUUAUCCGCGAUACGGUUCUUUAAUACUACGAAAAGUCGAUACGCAAUCAGUGAAGUGAAAAUAAAUUCGUUUCAAUAACAAACGAAGAAAAGUCCCUGGAGGAUAGUGCGAGUAGAAUAGUUAAUUACGACGGUCAUAGGAAAAAGAUAUCGAUUUGCUGAUAUAGUGUAUGCAGAGCCAGUGUUAGAAAAUCGAACUAGCAGUGCUGGGGAUUACCAUUGAGUGAUCACAUCGAAAGGAAAUAAUUCCACUCGACUGAGAGCCUUCGAGAUAGAACCUGCAAGAUGGGCGACCACGGCCCGGAUAUGAACACACUGGAAACUGAUUAUGUCGUUUUGGUUUCAGUGGUGCCAGCAGUUUUGGGAUUGACAGCGGCCGCCAUCCUGGCAGUGACGGCCUGUUUCUGUGCCCGACGGAUUCGACGUCAGAAAAAGAAGGCCGGUCAUGAAGUUUCCUCGCUACCAUUCCAGCCACCGAGACCACCAAGGGCCGUUCGCUCUCCAAGUGGACAACCCCCGCAAUAUCUGAAGAAAUCGCCUUCUCCAACGGGUAUCAAACCCCCACCUGGCGGUCAUCUACCGGCACAAUCUCCCACUGAGCAGAGUUGCAUUCCGACGAACGCCACCGCUCCCAUAACGACGACCACCACCAAAUACAGCGAGGAGAAUGAGCUGACACCCAAAAAGGUUCAGCUGGAACCGAAAUCACCAGACGUCGACCAUUUGGAUGGCAACGAAAACGAAACCGAAUACGGAAAGCUGGGUUCCAUUGUCUUUAAGCUCCGGUAUUUGGCCGACCGUAGCGCUCUGGUUGUAUCCGUAGUUCGCUGCCGGGGAUUACCGGGAAAAAAUCAUGGGUCCACCACCACCGAUCUGACCGCCCUGCCAGCUGGUCCCUUGUGCAACGGAAAUGGCAAUGUCAAGCAGUCGGCAACCGAUCCAUAUGUCAAGCUGCAAUUACUCCCGGAUAAACAACACAAGGUCAAAACCAGGGUGGUUCGUAAUACGCGCAAUCCAGUUUACGAUGAGGACUUCACAUUCUACGGAUUGACCUUAGUCGAAUUGGCUGGAAUGUCCUUGCACUUUGUCGUGUUGAGCUUCGAUCGAUACAGUCGGGAUGAUGUCAUUGGAGAAGUAGUUUGCCCUCUCAGCGGAAUCGACCUGCAGCAAAUCGAGAACCAACAGGUGGCCCUGAGCCGGGAGAUACAACCAAGAAGUUUGAAGAUCCGUGCUCAAGGUCGUGGAGAACUGUUGAUUUCACUCUGCUGGCAACCGGCCGCAGCCCGAUUGACGGUUGUUCUGCUAAAGGCUCGCAAUCUCCCUCGGAUGGAUGUAACAGGAUUGGCCGAUCCGUACGUCAAGAUCUACUUGCUGUACAACGGACAAAGGAUCGCCAAGAAGAAGACCCACGUCAAGAAGCGAACACUGAGUCCGGUGUUCAACGAGAGCUUUGCGUUCGACAUUCCGUCGACUGAGGGCGCUGGAGCUACGCUGGAGGGAGUUUCCCUGGAACUGAUGCUGCUGGAUUGGGAUCGGGUAACGAAGAACGAAGUCAUCGGUCGUCUUGAGCUGGGCGGACCAAGAAGCACCGGGUCGGCACUAAACCACUGGAAGGAGGUAUGCAAUUCACCUCGCAGGCAGAUUGCAGACUGGCACAAGCUGAGAGAGUAAGGAUGGUAAGGAUGGUUUUAGUUAAAGCUGUACAAAUUCCCGGUGGGGGAACACAUGAUUUGAUAUGAUUUAGUUAAUCUCUUGAUUCCUCACUUCAUUCCUUGGGAAUGGACUGAUGUUGCUGCAGUACUGAGUUACAAAUAUCGAGUUAUUAAAUUCUGACUGUUAUACUACUGGGCAAAAAACUAGGCUUUUAUAGUUUGUUAAAAACUGAUAGGAAAGGUGAUUACGUGGAAUAAUCCACAGCGAAACCUAUAUCUGCGAAAAAGAGGAAAAGUUUUCAGUACCAACUAACUAUAUAACCAACUCUUCAGAACAUUGUAAUCACCAGAGAGUAUAAAAAAAUGAAAUCACAGAUCAAGCUAUAACAGACAUUCCAUCAGAAAAUCAGAUAAAAGAACUGCAAGAAUUCCAUAAAAAUCAUUACAUAAAUGGGGCGGCAACUGAAGACAAAAUAAAAACCAAUCUCAAUUGAUCGAAUGGAUAUAAGAUAUGUGCCAGCUUAGAGAAUUCAAUACGGCUGAAGCAUUAUGCCCUUUUUGUAGGAUGGGCGAACAAUGACAGCAUUACCAGCAACCAGAAAUGAAAAAUACUGAAACAUUCGAAAAUGCGUAGAUGUGUGUACAAUAUAGUUAUAAACAGUGAGAAUACAGAAGAGUUUGCUACAUAGGCACAACAGUUUACGAACUAUCGUAAAAUAAAAACACAGAUACAAACAGCACUUGAAAAAAAAAAACGCGAAACGCAGCACCACAAAUCAAGCUUACAAGUAGAGGCAAAGAUGAUAUAUAAAUCCAGCAGAAAACAAAGUCAGAU